CUCUCUUGUCAUUCAUUUGAUGCUCACAGAUUGUACAAUUAAGCAUUCAAAGCUCUGCAUUUCCUUUUCUGUCAUUUUCUGGUGACAGCGACAAGAGCUUCAUUUGCAGAAAUAUUCUGAUUGUUUUACAGUUUUUAAUUUUGUAGUUGGAUUGAGAUGGAUUCUGAUAAAUGCACCGAUAUUGUUAUAUGUGAAGCAAGUUUAGGUGGUGAUCAUCACAUUGUGGAGAUCCCUGUGGAUGAGGAGCAGAAAAAGAUCGAUUCUUCUUCUUCUCCACAACACCCAUUGGAAGAAAUUGCAGAUAGCAGGGGCCACCUGCUUCUGCUCAAACUGUGGCAGAGGGAGGAGGAAAUUGUUGCUCACCACAUUGACUCGAAAGAGUCAAGGAUUGACACGAUCAGCUCAGAUGUUUUCCAACUUUCUUGCUUCUUUUUUGCUUUUCAUGGUAUCUUUCUAACUCUGCUUUUCACUGCUGCCAUUCAGGAAAAUGCUCACAGCUGUACGAGAUGGUGGAUCCCAGCUAUUCUGUCCUUUGCAACCUCUUUGGUUCUUAUAUUUACCAUUCUCCACAAGCUGAUUGUUAAAGGGAAUGUUGUGAAGAUGUUGCAGAAGGACAAGACUGAUUUGAGGGCUCUGGCCAGAUGCAUUCAAGAGUUGAGAAUGAAGGGCGUGAGUUUUGAUUUGUCAAAAGAGCCUCAACCUGCUAAGAGGUGGAAGAGCUCCAGUGUGGAAGUUAAAUUGGGCCCUCUCAGAUGGUGCUCUCAAUUUUCUCUGCCCAUUACCUUGACUCUUAUUUCAGGCCUCGUCCUAUGGUCAUGCAAGUUAAUUUCUUGCAGCUAGCUAAUUGCGAAAGAGCAGAAGUAAAAUGUCUGGUUUGCUUUCUCGAAUGACUUGCUGCUUUGACCUCUGUUCUUGAAUAUGUUCAAAUCUUGAGUGAAAGAGCAAAUGUGAAAUGUCUGGUUUGCUUUCCCGGAUGACAUGCUGCUUUGACGUCUGUUCUUGAAUAUGUUCAAGCCUUGAGGUAUGUUUUCAACUUUCGAAUGCAGAUUGGUGUGUUUAAAAUGUUUUUGAUAACAGAUCUAGCUCACUUUGUGGCUUGAACAAAAUUAUAUUGAGGAACAUACACAAUCGGAUGCCUAAAGGCACACACAUAAGGGAUUUCUUCAAUUCUUUAUAAUUUAUUGGGAAUGUCAGAGAUAGAUAUUCAAUUUUAGAUUUAGCACUGGGAUGCAGCACCCAGCUUAUCAGCUUCCUGCUGAUUUUUUCAUAACAUGUCAGAUUUGUUUUCCCUUAGAGGGAAAGUUGUCCUGUUUAAUAGGGUUGUUGUAUCAGGGCCUUUCCUGAGAUUACAACAAAUUAUUAUGAUUAAUUGCACUUUACAACAAAUUAUCAACUAUGAAAAUCAAGCAGAAGCUUUGGCAGGCAUGGCAAUUGAGAUUACUUAAGAGUUGGAUGGAAUUAUAAUCAGACUAAGUGGCUUAUCAUCUGUUGGACAAAUAUUGGAAGAAAGAAGAAAUUUCAAUCCAUAUUUUGCAUUUCUUUUUUUUCCAAGUAUUUCUCCAACAGGUGCUAAGCCACUGAAUCUCGGUCAUAAUUCCUUCCAACUUUUUGGUGAUCUUGACUGCCAUACCUGCCAAUGCUUCUGUUUCAUUCCUAUAUUUUCAUGCAUUAUUAUUAUGAUUAAUUGCACUUCACAACAAAUUAUCAUCUAUGAAAAUCAAACAGAAGCUUUGGCAGGCAUGGCAUUUGAGAUUAUAAUUACAAUCAAAACAUCUGUGACACUUUUUGGUGAACUCGAUGUCCGCCAAUGCUUCUGUUUCACUCCUAUAUUUCCAUGCAUUAUAAUUACAAUCAAAACAGCUGGGACACGUUUUUCUAGUGAAGUGUCUACUAUUGAUCAAUUGUGGUGCUGUGAUUCUUGUCACGAAGGUUCAAACGUUUUAUGGGAUGAUAUUGCCAUGUUCAUGUUGGGGAUGAGGUCCCCUAUAUGUGACCUCAGUCCGGUUCAUAGCUCCGGUCAAAGCAUUCACACCCAAUUUGAAAAACACUUUGUCCAUCAAUUUAAAAGGUGGUUUAACUUUUUCCAAUGUAUCAAUUCUCUUCUGACAUUUCAUAAUAUUUUUUGUUAUGCAAUAAUAGCAUAAGUUUACUGUAUAGUAGAUCCAUAUUAAGUAUGUGGCCUAUAUUCACUUGA
Messenger RNA from Cryptomeria japonica (Japanese cedar), 2194 nucleotides. RefSeq lists its product as uncharacterized. Lineage: Eukaryota; Viridiplantae; Streptophyta; Pinopsida; Cupressales; Cupressaceae. Bases 157 to 840 code for a protein of 227 amino acids. The transcript is spliced from 4 exons. The record is from RefSeq and is a predicted model, not a curated record.